AUGGUAGAUGAGGGUACAAAGAAGACUUUAAGUAGCAUACCAUUAUUAAAAACAAAAGCUGGACCGAGAGACAAGGAACUAUGGACGACUCGCUUAAAAGAAGAAUAUCAAGCUUUAAUUAAGUAUGUACAAAACAAUAAAGAAGCUGAUAAUGAUUGGUUUAGAUUGGAAUCGGACAAAACUGGCACAAAGUGGUUCGGAAAAUGCUGGUAUGUCCAUAAUUUACUGAAAUAUGAAUUCGACUUGGAAUUUGAUAUACCAAUAACAUACCCAACCACAGCCCCAGAACUUGCUUUACCAGGGUUAGAUGGUAAAACGGCGAAAAUGUAUAGAGGCGGUAAAAUAUGUCUAACUGAUCAUUUCAAACCGCUUUGGGCGAGAAAUGUACCAAGAUUUGGCAUAGCCCAUGCUAUGGCUUUAGGGCUCGGUCCGUGGCUUGCAGUUGAAAUACCAGAGCUUAUAGAACGCGGUGUUGUAAAAUAUCAAGAAAAAUCUGAAGAAGCAAAG
Molecule: messenger RNA, 507 nt
Organism: Brenthis ino (lesser marbled fritillary)
Lineage: Eukaryota; Metazoa; Arthropoda; Insecta; Lepidoptera; Nymphalidae
Source: the annotation of a GenBank genome assembly